Messenger RNA from Cryptomeria japonica (Japanese cedar), 1674 nucleotides. RefSeq lists its product as uncharacterized. The record is from RefSeq and is a predicted model, not a curated record. The transcript has 6 exons. Bases 1 to 1674 code for a protein of 557 amino acids. NCBI's taxonomy places the organism in Eukaryota, Viridiplantae, Streptophyta, Pinopsida, Cupressales, Cupressaceae.
AUGGAUGUUGAGGCCAGUGCAGAUGGUUCUACAUGCCAUUUGUGCAUAAUUUGUGGGAGAACAUGUCAAACCCACACCACUAAGGAUGUGGAGUUGAUGGAUGAAUUGAUGGACAUGUUGUUUGCUAAUGCAGUAGUGGGUGUUAAUACACUAUCUGAUAUUCCUCCUGCAAUUAUUGCAGCCGCAACUUCAACGCCCGAGGCGUUGACAGGGGACCAACUGUUCCAUAUUGAUGAUGUCAUGCUCUCAGCGAUCAAUUUUGGGUACCCAUCCGUGUUUGGGCCUCAUCCUCAGCGAAAGAAAUCCUUGACAAUGCCUAAAUGUGGGAAGAAGCCAUUGGGCUUUGUAGAAUUGUUGACUGCACCUGAUACGCCCGAGGAUCGAGAGAGGGUAGAGCGAGGUCUUAACUUUGCCUUGACUCCCCGCAACGUUCCGCACAUCGACUUCCUCAUCGAGAUCGAAAAUGCGGUGCGUACCCUUCCCCUUGAUGUUGCUGAAGAGGUUAGACAAGAUUGUUUUGUAGCGCUCCGUUAUGCUAAACCUCCUAAACUCAACAUCCCUAAAGCUGAGCUAUUGGCCUUUAAUAAUCUAAUGCAUAAUAAUGACCUUAUCAUCUCAAGAGCUGACAAAGGCAAUGCCACGGUCAUUAUGAGCAAACCAGAUUACUUGGCCAAAAUGGAAAUCCUCCUCUCGGAUUCCAGUAGUUACAAAAUUUUGUCUCGUAACCCGUGCCCAAAGAUUUUGAAGGCAGUUAGAUCUGCUAUUUCCAACUCCUCAUUGGAUGAUUCUACCAAACUUCAUCUUCUUCCGUCUAAGGAAGUGACCCCUCGUAUAUAUGGGGUCCCAAAAAUUCAUAAAGCCAACAUUCCUUUGAGACCCAUUGUCGAUACCAUUGGGUCUCCGACUUACAAGUUAGCCGCUUUUCUUGCCAAAUUAAUCUCUCUGCUUGUUGGUAACUCCAACUCCUUCAUCAAAGAUUCCAACCAAUUUGUUCAGUUUAUCAAGGACACCAAUUUGGACCCUCAAGACACUCUUGUGAGCUUCGAUGUGGUGUCCCUCUUCACCAAGGUCCCUAUUCUAGACUCCAUAGAGAUUGUCAAGCUUAAGGUCAAUGAGGAAAUCGCCUCUUUGGUGGAACUUUGCUUAAGGUCAACCUUCUUCGCCUUCCAAGGCAUUAUCUAUGAACAGGUUGACGGAGUAGCCAUGGGCUCCCCUCUCUCGCCGGUCAUUGCCAACAUAUUCAUGGAACAUUUUGAAGAGGUGGCCUUACAUUCUUUCCCCCUCAAGCCAAAAUGGUGGAAACGAUAUAUGGAUGACACCAAGGUAUGUUGGCCCCACGGCUUGGACAUGUUAGAGGAAUUUCAUACUCACCUCAACAACAUUUUUCCGUCUAUUACCUUCACCAAAGAACUUGAAUCCAACAACCGUUUAUCUUUUCUCGAUGUCUUAAUCUGUAAAAAGCCUGACGGAUCCCUUGGUCGUCAGGUGUUUCGCAAAACUACCCACACUGACUUAUAUCUUCAUUCGUCUUCUCAUCACCACCAUAGCCAGAAAGUUGGGAUCCUCAAAACCUUGGCUUUAAGAGCCCAUCGGAUUUGUGAUAAGGAUAACUUAGACCAAGAGCUCUCCCAUCUUCGUCAAGUCUUCCUUUGGAAUGGCUACUCGAACAAGUAG